Molecule: messenger RNA, 666 nt
Organism: Striga hermonthica
Lineage: Eukaryota; Viridiplantae; Streptophyta; Magnoliopsida; Lamiales; Orobanchaceae
Source: the annotation of a GenBank genome assembly
AUGGUUAAGCUGACAAUGAUAGCUCGUGUAACUGAUGGUCUUCCUCUAGUAGAGGGACUGGAUGAUGGUCGUGAUAUGCCAGAUGCUGACUUUUACAAACAACAAGUGAAGGCUCUGUUCAAGAAUCUCUCGAGGGGCCAGAAUCAGCCAUCCAGAAUGUCAAUUGAAACUGGGCCAUACAUAUUCCAGUAUUCUUUUUACAAAUACACUUUCAUGCAAAGGACAAAGAAGCUAUACCAGGAUACAAGAACUCAACGGAAUAUUGCGAAGUUGAAUGAUGAACUCUAUGAAGUCCACCAGAUAAUGACCCGCAAUGUACAAGAGGUCCUUGGUGUUGGUGAAAAGUUGGAUCAGGUCAGUCAGAUGUCCAGCCGCUUAACUUCUGAAUCCCGCAUGUAUGCUAAGAAAGCAAAAGAUUUGAACCGCCAGGCUCGCCGCACCGACGAAACGCGCACUCCUCGACCUCUCCAGCGCCUUGCCCCCAAGAAUUUGGUUGUCUGCUUCUCUUCAUCGAAAUCUCGUGGUCCGUUGGUGGAUUUGGACCCUCUCUGGUCACAAUUGAGCUCCGUCGGUGAGGUGUCUGACGGUUUGUCUGUUAAGGGGGUCGUCAGCACAAUGGAGAAGAACACGGUGUUGAAUGUGGCGAAACGGAUGGUCCUCGGGUAG